Messenger RNA from Cryptomeria japonica (Japanese cedar), 2388 nucleotides. Its product is annotated as delta(24)-sterol reductase. NCBI's taxonomy places the organism in Eukaryota, Viridiplantae, Streptophyta, Pinopsida, Cupressales, Cupressaceae. Gene Ontology annotation, biological process: steroid metabolic process. Bases 466 to 2133 code for a protein of 555 amino acids. The transcript has 5 exons. The record is from RefSeq and is a predicted model, not a curated record. Gene Ontology annotation, molecular function: oxidoreductase activity, acting on the CH-CH group of donors, NAD or NADP as acceptor; FAD binding. Gene Ontology annotation, cellular component: membrane; cytoplasm.
CACAAAGACAAUGGAAUUUUUGCACGGCAGAUCUCCAACGUCGAGUCAGAACAGGCGGACAAGCCCAAGAAAACAAAAUCAGCUCAAAAUUUGGUCUUCCAGGUAAGUUAGAACAGGCGGCACAAGCCCAAAAAAAACAAGAUUAGCUAAAAACAUCCCCAGUAGGCUUGGCCAAUCGGCGGAUCCGCUGCACACUGGUACUGUCCAGGUGUUAGUAUAGGAUAAACGAACACGACCCCACUCAAAAUAGAUAGCUGUUAAAAUUACCGUGUUGGAUUGGUUCGAGUCUUGGGACCCCCCCCCGCUACCUAUGUAAGCUGCGCUUUAUCCCGGAACAGCGUACCAUGAUUAUAUAAUAUCCCCUGUCAGGCUAAUGGCAACGGGCGUGCAUGUGCACUUUCACAGAUCUCGAGGACUGGCAGAUUUAAGUAAGCCCACAAUUCUCCCUCUCCAUUGGAACAAACAAUGAGCACCAGUAGCAGCCGGAGGCCGAAGCGCCCAGCUUCGUGGGUGGACUUCCUGGUGUCGUUCCGGUGGGUGUUGAUAGUGCCUGUGGUGCUGCCUCUCUCGUUUAUCUUUUACCAGUGGAUCCGAUGGCGGGCUCUGCUGCGGUGCGUGCUGUACGGGGCACCCUCGGAAGAAAAGCACCAGCGGGCAGUGAAGAAGGUCCAGGAGCGCGUUCGGGCCCGCCGUCCGGGGCGUGAUGGGCUCAUCUGCACGGCCCGGAAGCCUUGGCUUGAGGUCUCCAUGCGGAACUCUGAGCACAAGCGCUCGCACCGCUUCGAGGUCGAUCUGUCGCACCUCACGACCAUUGUUUGGGUCGACACUGAGCGGAAAAUCAUGAAAUGCGAGCCCAUGGUUUGCAUGUCUGAGGCAAGCGCCAAGGUUUUUGGGUUUGGCCUCGCUCCCCAAGUGCUGCCUGAGCUCGACGAUCUUACCGUUGGUGGGUGUAUUAAUGGUUAUGGAAUCGAAGGCACGAGCCAUCUGUUCGGCCUCUUUGCUGAUAGCUGUGUGGCGUAUGAGCUCGUUCUUGCUGACGGAUCGCUUGUCCGGGCCACGGCUGACAAUGAGUACUCUGAUCUGUUUCAUGCUGUGCCGUGGUCGCAUGGGUCGAUUGGGCUGCUUGUUGGGGCUGAAAUUAAGCUUACGCCUAUUAAAGAUUAUAUGAAGGUUACUUACACGCCUGUUACAGGUGACCUCGAUGAAAUUGCCAAGCGAUUCCAGGAGAGCUUCCAGGUGCCCGCCGAUGGUGGACAAGAUAAGGUACCAGAUUUUAUCGAGUCUGCUCUGUUUAGUGACACCACAGCUGUGAUCUCAACAGGCAAAUAUGCUUCUAGAGAAGAAGCAAUGAAAAAGGGGAAUGUGAUCAAUGAGAUUGGCUGGUGGUAUAAGCCAUGGUUCUACACUAUUAUGCAGAGUGCACUGAAGAGAGGCAAGUUUGUGGAGUACGUACCUUCUAGACAGUAUCAUCACAGGCACACCAGAUCCUUGUACUGGGAAGGUGCUCUCCUUAUUCCCUUUGGGAACCACCCACUUUUUAGGUUCUUCCUCGGAUGGUUAAUGCCCCCCAAGGUAAGUCUUUUGAAAUUGACCAUGACAGAUUCACUAAGAAACUACUACACUGAACGCCAUGCUUGCCAAGAUAUGCUUAUUCCAGCUCGAAAGGUCCCAGAAGCUAUCAAGUUUGUUCAUGAAACAUUUGAGACUUAUCCUCUCUGGAUGUGCCCUCACCGACUUCCAAAGAGGAGGAUGGGUACAAUGCUGGACUGUGAGCCUGAAUAUGAGAAAAACAUGGAGCCUGGGGAUACAGAAGAAGCUCAGAUGUGGACAGACAUUGGAAUCUGGACUGUGCCAUUGCCAGUCCUUAGAAAUGAAGUGUGGAAUGGGGUGGAAGCCACCAAAAGUAUGGAGAAAUGGCUUAGGGACAACAGGUCUUAUCAAUGCCUGUAUGCAGUCUCAGAACAAAGCGAGGAAGAGUUCUGGCAGAUGUUUGACCGGACAUUAUAUGAUGCAGUUCGUAAAAAGUAUGGAGCAGAGCACAAUUUCAUGUCUGUUUACUACAAAAUUUCCAAGGCCAAGAAGGGUCAAGUUCCACGUUAUUCAAACUCAGCCAUUUCAAACAAGACCAAAUAAAUUGUUAGGAUUCUUGUAAAGUUUUUCAAUUCACAGGGAGCUUGAGAUUUGUCUUGAGGCUUUUGAAAGAUAUGAAGGUUAAGCAGGUUUCAAAUAGGAGUUAGGAUUUGUGAAUUAGUUUGAAGAAGAUGGAGUUUGAUAAGAAGACAAAAGAAAGGAUUCAUUGUUAGUUUUUUAUUUUGUUCUUUUAUCAUGCUAAACCAUUUUGUAGAAUCUUUGGGUGAGCAAUUUAUAUAAGAGUCAAAUUCAUGUGGA